ACUGUUAACAGGAGCCGCCAAAACACCACACAAUAAAUUGACAAGCGGUGUUUGUCAAAAAAAAAAAUAAUAAUAAAAUUGUGUAUUUUAUUAAAAUUAAACAGAAUUUAUAAAAGAAUUUGUGUUCAUUUAUUAAAUAAAACUGUUAAAGAACUACGACACCAUGGAUUUUAAUGCACUACUACAGCAGGCACAACGUUUAACCAAUGAAACACAGACCUCCGAAGAACUACCUCGUGUGGAGCGUACCAUUUCACAAGUUUUAGAGGCCACCAAGGAAUUGCAUUCGCGCGUAACACAAACCGGUGCACAAGAUAUACAAGCGCACAUUUUAUUGGGUUCCAAAGGCAUUGAUUUGCCAAAGAUAUCCCAAAAACUAGAAUCGUUAAGUGCACGCAAGACUUUUGAACCCUUAGAUCCCAUAGCCGAUACAGAUAUACAAAGUUUUUUGAAAAAUGAAAAAGAAAAUGCCAUACUUUCGGUUAUAGAAGAAGUUCAUAAAAAUUCCUUUAUGAAUGCCCAAAAACGCAAAUGGGAGCAUAUUAAAUCGGAAUGGCGUCAGGAGAAAAUGAAAUUGAUGAAUGCUUUGGUGGGUCCCUCACAAAAUUGGAUUGACAUACAAAAAGUGCCAGAACAAACGGUUAUCAAUGAAACCUUUGGUACUCGCUCAUGUCUCAAUCGUAUUGAAAUGGCUUAUGCCCGUGAAGUGUACGACUACAAUGCCAUUGUCAUCAAAGGUGCCUUCCGGCCGAAUCUUGUACAAAAAUUCGCCAAGGUAGCACAAACAUUUGAUGAUCCCAAAAUUAAUGAAAUUUGGGAAAUUAUGAAAUAUAUGGUAGAUGUAACACCCGUCUCGCGUAAUCGUGAUCCCAUGCAAAGUCGCCAGCAGGUAACACAAUUUGUGGAACAGGCUAAAAAAUACUUAGAGAAUCGUUACAAAGUCUAUAUGACCACAAUAAUCAGUGGUAAUUUGCGGGAAGCUCAAAGAGGUGGUGUACCAAGUAUUUUUAAUUUAGUGUCAUCUUUUGUGGGCUUAACAUUCAAUCAAGGCAACUGUUUUGGUCUACAAGAUGUGACCAUAGAUGGUAAGCCUUUGUGGCCUAUGGUUUACUACUGCCUAAGAUGUGGUGAUUUGCAGUCGGCCUUGAGAUGCAUGCAAAUGGGAGGAGCCGGCCAUGAGGAUUUCAUGCAGGUGUUAGAGGAUAAAGUCAAUAAACCAGAACAAAAAAUAAACUCCAAAUUGGAGGGUCAACUUAAAUUACACUAUUGCAAUAAGAUUAAAAACUCUACAGAUCCUUAUAAAAAGGCGGUUUAUUGUAUUAUUGCUGGUUGUGACCCUAAUGAACAGCAUUUAGAGGUAGCCAAGACCACCGAUGAUUUCCUAUGGAUACAAUUGUCCAUUUUGCGCACUGAUGUCAGCGAAAGUUCAGAGGCUUUAACUUACUCCGGCUUGCAAACCAUGAUUUUGGAGAAAUACGGAGAAAAACAUUUCAAUGCUGGUGAACAGCAACAUUUAUAUUUCCAAGUUUUGGCUUUAACGGGACAAUUUGAGGCAGCCAUUGAGUUUUUAUCACGCACCGAAAAAUAUCGUGUUCAUGCUGUGCAUAUAGCUUUGGCUUUAAAUGAAAUGUUUUUGAUAGCGGGACCACGUAAUGUUCAAGAACCAUUAAUAUCGGUGGAUAUUGAGGAUCCUGUGCCAAUGCGCCGCUUAAAUAUCGCCCGUUUGGUUAUGUUGUAUGUGAAGAAAUUUGAAAUCACUGAUCCGGCCGAAGCUUUACAAUAUUUCUUCUUUUUGCGUAAUCUUAAGGAUCCCGAGGGUCGCAAUUUGUUUUUGGUGUGUGUUAGUGAUUUGGCAGUGGAGUGCCGUGAUUAUGAUUUAAUAUUUGGUAAAAUGAUGCCUACUGGCAUGGCCUGUGGGGGUUUAUUCCAACAAUUUGAUUGUGUAGACUUUGAUACCAGAACUGCUGCCGGCAUGGUAGCUGAGGAAUUAGUACGCAAGGGCAUGUUUGAAGAUGCCAUUAAAUUAUUUGAUAUAGCCAGUAUGCAAAGUCAAUCCCUGCGCUAUUUGUCGCUUUUGCUCUCCCAAGUGGUUCAUCAAAGUUCGAAAAAAGGCUCAUUGCGUGAACGUCUUUCUGUUAUGGCCGCCGAUUUUAUGGAACGUUUAAGAGGCAGUCGCAUUGAGUGUGAACCUCAAGUUCUAGCCAAUUUUAAUUUAUUAACCGAAUUGGUAGCCUUUUUCGAUUACUAUCACGAACGUAAAUUUCAAAUUGCUCUCGAGGUAUUGGCCAAUACUAAACUUGUACCCAUGUCUAUGAAUGAUUUGGAAGAAUGUAUUAAUAAUUUCAAACGAUUGGGUGGUGAAAUCUGUAAAGUAUAUCCUGAUAUUUUAUUAGCGGCCAUGGAUAUUUUGUAUUCGCAAUAUAAGGCCAUUAAGGGUAAAGAUACCGGAAUGUUGGAUACUGGCAGAGAUAGUCAAUUACAACAUUUGCGACAGAAAGCUAAAGCUUUAACAAAUAUGGCCGCCACCGUACCAUAUCGUAUGCCAGGCGAUACAAAUAAACGACUGGUGCAAACGGAAAUUUUAAUGCAUUAAUUUUAAUUAAGUUUCAGUUAAAAUAAGACAUAUUUUAAAAAUAAAAAUCGAAAAGUUUUUUUGUAUUAUAAAUAA
Lucilia sericata (common green bottle fly) is the source of this 2668-nucleotide messenger RNA. RefSeq names its product nuclear pore complex protein Nup93-1-like. Gene Ontology annotation, molecular function: structural constituent of nuclear pore. Gene Ontology annotation, cellular component: nuclear pore. The coding region runs from base 164 to 2593 and encodes 809 amino acids. Gene Ontology annotation, biological process: poly(A)+ mRNA export from nucleus; protein import into nucleus. The record is from RefSeq and is a predicted model, not a curated record. Lineage: Eukaryota; Metazoa; Arthropoda; Insecta; Diptera; Calliphoridae. The transcript has 10 exons.